UGCUCUAACGGUGUUCUCUCUCCUCUCCUCUCCUCUCCUCUCCUCGUCAUCAUAUAAAAUUUCACUCUGUAAUCAGCUCAAUUCCCCAUUUUGAAACCCUAAUCGCAAGGAUCUCUGAAUCCAAUAAGCAAUUGAAUAAGGCUCCUCGUUCUGCUUGAAAUUUUGCGAUGGCGGAGCACUUGGCGUCAAUUUUCGGUACAGAGAAGGACAGAGUUAACUGCCCAUUCUACUUCAAGAUCGGCGCGUGCAGGCACGGCGACCGCUGCUCCCGCCUCCACACCAAGCCGAGCAUCAGCCCCACCAUCCUUCUUUCCAACAUGUACCAGCGCCCCGACAUGAUUACUCCUGGCGUCGACGCUCAGGGCCAGCCGAUCGACCCCAAAAAAAUGCAGGAACACUUCGAGGACUUUUAUGAAGAUUUAUUUGAGGAGUUAAACAAAUAUGGAGAGAUUGAAAGCUUGAAUGUUUGUGACAAUUUAGCUGAUCAUAUGGUUGGCAAUGUUUAUGUCCAAUUUAGGGAGGAAGAGCAUGCUGCUAAUGCUCUUCAAAACCUGACUGGGCGGUUCUAUGCAGGACGCCCCAUCAUUGUUGAUUUCUCCCCAGUGACUGAUUUUCGUGAAGCCACCUGUAGGCAGUAUGAGGAGGACGCAUGUAACCGUGGUGGCUACUGUAACUUCAUGCAUCUGAAAAGGAUCAACAGGGAGUUGAGGCACCAAUUAUUUGGGAGGCGUAGGAGUAGACACAGCCGUAGUAGGAGCAGGAGUCCCUAUCGGCACCGUAGCUAUGAUGACCGCUCACAUGAGAGUCGGAGUCACAGCAGAAGGUAUGAUGACCACGAUCGCCAUGAAAGUCGAAGCAGGAGGCGCAAGAGCACAAGUCCAAGAAGUAGAAGGGGUAGAAGCCGAAGUCCAGGUGGCAGGAGGAAUCGUAGUCCUGUUAGGGAAGGUAGUGAAGAGAGACGUGCUAAAAUUGCACAGUGGAAUAGGGAGAAGGAAGAAACAGAACGUUCUGGCAACAAGGCAAAUGCUGGUGAUGAGGAUCGUAGGGCUAAAAAUGACCACUCUGGCAAUAUAGACAACGGAGGACACAAUGAACCGACACAGUAGGACAGAUAUGGGUAUUGACGAUAUUAGCACCGGUUUGUUCUCACUCCCUUUCCACCUCGGUAUUCUGGAUUUGUUCACUGGCAAUAGUUAUCAUUAUGAAUGACCUGUCUUAAAAUAUGGAGUAGCUUACUGCACAUUUUCCACUUUGCAGGUGGUGUGCAGGUUUUCAAUUCUGUCAUAUGCAACAUGAUAAAUAUUUUGCUCACGUUAUGUUUCUUAGUACCAUUUUCUUCAUUAUGUCCAUCAUGCUUUUCUUUGCUUUUUCUGUUUUUUAGCUGAAGUAUUGCUUGAGUUUGAUUUCCCCGUAUAUGUAGUCUUCAGCCCUAAACCUAUUGUUCUGUGCUAGGUCUGAUAAUUUUCCUAAAUUGAUGUUAUAAUCCCCUAGCUAUUCUCAAGGUGUCGUGUGCACACAACAUCGAUGUCUUGUAUUUCUCCAAAAAAAUUAUGCUCUACUUUUCAUUACCUUUGUUUUUUUGGAUAAAAUGCUUUGCAAUUUGCAUAGACAUAGACAUAGUUUAGUGGUUAGUGUGCUUGUUGAUAUUUUCAAUUGGAAGGUUCUUGAUUUUUUAAAGUUGCCUCUCAUGACUUCCUACUAGCUACCUUGCUAAUUUGGCCUUUGUCCGUCUUGGUUGUUCCCUGUAAAAAAAACAUUGUGUUUGUGUGUGCAGUCAGGUAUCCUGUAGCCACAAAACAACAAGGCUAGUGAGUUUUCGCAUAUUGUUCCAAUUUAUUUCUAAAGUAUAUGUAGUUGCAGAUCUCACACUGAUUUACUAGUUUUGCAGGUCCAGGUACCCUGCUUAGAAAGAUAUUGAGCACAGAUUUUAAUUAUAGGUUACCAUGCAAAUUGUACAGGUAUUUUGGUUGCAGUGAGGGAAGAGUUGUGAUUGCAGGGUGAUGUUGGAUCGAGAAGCCCGUGGAGGUCGAGUUGUAGAUUCAACAAUUAUUAAGCUUCAUUUUUCCUCUUUAUAGGGAUGCUGCUGGUUUGAUCCAUUUUGGUAGAGGACCAAUGUUUUAAUUUUAAAUCUAAACUUCCUCUUUCUUUUCACAUUUAUGUAAUGCUUCCCAGAAUUAUAACUGACAGCCUAUGAAUGUUUUUCUAUGACAGUACAAGGAAUUUACAACCUGAUUAUUAUGCUCUA
Salvia splendens (bonfire salvia) is the source of this 2245-nucleotide messenger RNA. RefSeq names its product splicing factor U2af small subunit B. Gene Ontology annotation, molecular function: metal ion binding; RNA binding. The coding region runs from base 168 to 1106 and encodes 312 amino acids. Gene Ontology annotation, biological process: mRNA splicing, via spliceosome. The transcript has 5 exons. The record is from RefSeq and is a predicted model, not a curated record. Gene Ontology annotation, cellular component: U2AF complex. Lineage: Eukaryota; Viridiplantae; Streptophyta; Magnoliopsida; Lamiales; Lamiaceae.